UAUAUUAUUAUCAGACUGAUUAUUAUAAUGAAAUUAUAACAUUUAAAAAUAGUGUCAAAAUAUUACAUAAAUUUUAUAUAAAAUUAGUAAAUUGCACAUAAAUACAUAUAAUACAACCAAUAUCAAAUACAAAAAACUGGCUUAAUUCCCGCCACAUAACCUAACCUGACUUUUUUUUCAUGGACAGCACGCCGAAAGAUUAUAAGCGAAUUUCUACUUUCGAAGUGAAUUUAAUAAAAAUAUUUGCAAAGAAAAAAUAUCGUGUACCUACUUAUGAAAAAAGGAUUUCAAAGAAAAACUACAAUUCAAAAUGACUUCUGAGAUAAUUCGAAGAAAUAUGCAUCGACUUCGUUAUGCCAUCGAUAAGGGAAAUCUAGAAACUGUAAAGGAGCUUUUACAAGAAAUUAAAAUUGAUUAUCGAGAUGAGAAUUUUUUAACCAUUUUGGACUAUGCUGUUAACGCAGGAAAUUCAAUGAUUGUUGAGGAAAUUUUAAAGCGUCAUCCUGAUAUUAAUCUAGAAAACUACACAUUGCACAGUGAAGUUGGAAAAGAAUCUGAAGAGUUGGCAAAUAUAUUGUUUAAAAAUGGUACUAAUGUUAAUUCUGUGUAUAAAAAUGUCGGUACACCACUUCAUAUUUCUGCUCUACUUGGAAACACAGAAAUCUGUAAAUUACUAUUAAUUAAAGGAGCUGAUAUAAAUGCAGUAAAUGAAAAUAAAGAAACAGUCUUGCACAUUGCAAGUCGAAAAGGUGAUAAAGAGAUUGUUAAAUUAUUGCUAGAAUUUGGUGCCGAAAUUGAAUGCAAACAUAUUUAUGGCAAGACACCACUUCAUUUUUCUGCUGAAAGAGGAAAAAAAGAAAUUUGUAAAAUGCUUUUAAUUAAUGGAGCUGAUGUAAAUGCAGUAACUAAGAAUCAAGAUAAAGCAUUGUUCAUUGCACUUAAAAUGGGUUAUGAAGAGAUUGUUGUAUUAUUGCUAGAGUUUGGUGCCGAAACUGAUUGUAAAGAUAAUCAAGGCUUCACACCACUUCAUUUUUCUGCUGAAGGAGGAUAUGAAGAAAUCUGUAAAAUGCUCUUAAUUAAAGGAGCUGAUGUAAAUGCAGUAAAUAAUUAUGAACAAACUGCUUUGUCCAUUGCACUUAAAAUGGUUUAUGAAGAGAUUGUUAAAUUACUUCUAGAGUUUGGUGCCAAAAUUGAUGGUAAAAAUAAAAUUGGCGACACACCACUACAUGUUUCUGCUAGAAAAAAAAAUAGAGAAAUAUGUAAAAUGCUAUUAAUUAAAGGAGCUGAUGUAAAUACUGUAAAUUUGAAAAAAGAAACUGCUUUGCACAUUGCAACUAUAAAUGGUCAUGUAGAAAAUGUUAAAUUAUUGCUUGAAUUUGAUGCCGACAUUGAUUGUAUAAGUAAUGUACCAUCUUAUGCGCAUUAUGUUUUUAACUACCACUUUAUUAAAAGAAAAACAGCAAAUUUGUUUGUAAGUGAAAAUUAUCCACUAUUUUCGAGUGAUAGGAGUCUUCUGGACAAUGAGUUUCAAAAAAAAUGCGAGAAAGAAAUAUUUUACUUGAAGCAUGAAAAGAUUAGUAAUAUUAAAAUUUCAUUCUUUGACGUAUUGAUAAACCAUUGUUCAUUAGUAAACUACAUGGAAAAUAAGAACAUUGUACAGACUCUAAAAUCAUUGGAUUAUGAAACAAAGUUUCCAAUUUACGGCAACAUGAUAAACUGUAAUUUCUUAAAGGCUAUGAAAAGAAGAGAAUUACUAAACCAAUGUUAUCAAUUUUUUCCUCUUUUUUAUAAUAACUUCACCGAGUCACCGCAAUGUUAUCACGAAAAAAUACUUAGUUACCUAAAUGACAAGGAGUUAAGUAUUUUAAUUAAAGCUUGUCUGCCUAUUAACAAGUCCUGCAUUACACGGAAAGAAGGUUUCACCCUUAACGACAGUGCCUCGUUUGAUAGGUUAGAACAGUCUGACAAGCACGGCGAAAUGAAGGCACGGGAUUUUAUGGUGAGCGUCACCGAAAAUUUCGGUGCAUUCAUAGUAAUAUCUCAUGCGUGUACCCUCUUAUCUUCUUACGUGCACCGUCAGAGAGCGGUAAAAGGCACGAAAAAAGAUACUGCUAACUUUGCACCGUACUUCUAUGUGUCACAAACGACAAUGUCAACAAUGACCUACGAUUUUGGGAUUGUCGACAUUGACCGCGCAUUAUCGGAGAAUGUCCAAUUCCGAUCUUUGCCCAUAAUUCGCAAAAAUAUGGAUCAACUUCUUUAUGCAAUCGAUGAGGGAAAUCUAGAAACUGUAAAGGAACUUUUACAACAAAAAAUUAACAUUCAUUAUACAGAUGAGAAUUUUUUAACCAUUUUGCACCAUGCUGCUUACGCAGAAAAUUCAAUGAUUGUUGAGGAAAUUUUAAAGUGUCAUCCUGAUAUUAAUCUAGAAAACUACACAUUGCACAGUGAAGUUGGCAAAGAAUCUGAAGAGUUGGUAAAUAUAUCGUUUAAAAAUGGUACUAAUGUUAAUUCUGUGUAUAAAAAAGUCGGUACACCACUUCAUAUUUCUGCUCUACUUGGAAACACAGAAAUCUGUAAAUUACUAUUAAUUAAAGGAGCUGAUAUAAAUGCAGUAAAUGAACAUAAAGAAACAUCCUUGCACAUGGCAACUCGAAGAGGUGAUGAAGAGAUUGUUAAAUUAUUGCUAGAAUUUGGUGCCGAAAUUAAUUAUAAAAAUAAAAAUGGCGAAACACCACUUCAUGUUUCUGCUCAACUAGGAAAAAAAGAAAUCUGUAAAAUACUUUUAAUUAAAGGAGCUGAUGUAAAUGCAGUAAAUAAUAUUAAAGAAACCGCCUUGCCUAUUGCAGCUCAAAAUGGUCAUGAAGAGAUUGUCAAAUUAUUGCUAGAAUUUAGUGCCGAAAUUAAUUAUAAAACUUUUUUUGGCUACACAACACUUCAUAUUUCUGCUCAAAGGGGAAAUAAAGAAAUUUGUAAAAUGCUUUUAAUUAAAGGAUCUGAUGUAAAUGCAGUAACAAGUUUUCAAGAAACCGCCUUGUUCAUUGCACUUAAAAUGGGUUAUGAAGAGAUUGUUGUAUUAUUGUUAGAGUUUGGUGCCGAUAUUAAUUGUAAAAAUAAUAAUGGCGACACACCACUUCAUGUUUCUUCUGAAAGAGGAAAUGAAGAAAUUUGUAAAAUGCUUUUAAUUAAAGGAGCUGAUGUAAAUGCAGUAAAUUGUAAUCAAGAAACCGCUUUGCACUUUGCAGCUGCAAAUGGUCAUGAAGAGAUUGUUAAAUUAUUGCUAGAGUUUGGAGCCGAAAUUGAUUGUAAAAAUAUUCAUGGCAACACACCACUUCAUGUUUCUGCUCUAAAAAAAAGUAAAGAAAUGUGUAAAAUUCUUUUAAUUAAUGGAGCUAAUAUAAAUGCAGUAAAUUUGAAAAACGAAACUGCUUUGCACAUUCAGGCUAAAUUUGGUCACGAACAGAAUGUUAAAUUAUUGUUAGAAUUUGGUGCCGACUUUGAUUGUAUAAGUAAUGUAUCAGAUCGUGUGCAUAAUGUUUUUAACUUCCACUUUAUUAAAAGAAAAACAGCAAAUUUGUUUGUAAGUGAAAAUUAUCCACUAAUUUCGAGAAAUAGACACAAGGAAAGCGAGUUUCAAAAAGAAUGUGAGAAAGAAAUAUUGUACUUGAAGCAUAAAAAAAUUAGUAAUACAAACAUUUCGUUCUUUGACAUAUUGACUAAAAAUUGUUCAUUAGUAAAGUACAUGAAAAAUGAGAACAUUGUACAGACUCUAAAAUCAUUGGAUUAUGAAAUAAAAUUUCCAAUUUACGGCAACAUGAUAAACUGUAGUUUCAUAAAGGGUAUGAAAAGAAGAGGAUUACUAGACCAAUGUUAUCAAUUUUUUCCUCUUUUUUAUAACAACUUCACCGAGGCACCACAAUGUUAUCAUGACAAAAUACUUAGUUACCUAAAUGACGAGGACUUAAGUAUUUUAAUUGAAGCUUGUCUGCCGAUUAACAAGUAAACUUCGUUGGAAAGUAUUUUAGACAGGUGGAUCUGUUUUUUUUUGUAAUAAAGAAAAUUACAACGCUC
Messenger RNA from Leptopilina heterotoma, 4071 nucleotides. Its product is annotated as ankyrin-3-like. Gene Ontology annotation, molecular function: protein binding. The record is from RefSeq and is a predicted model, not a curated record. Lineage: Eukaryota; Metazoa; Arthropoda; Insecta; Hymenoptera; Figitidae. The transcript has 5 exons. The coding region runs from base 311 to 4003 and encodes 1230 amino acids.